Molecule: messenger RNA, 828 nt
Organism: Pygocentrus nattereri (red-bellied piranha)
Lineage: Eukaryota; Metazoa; Chordata; Actinopteri; Characiformes; Serrasalmidae
Product: pregnancy-specific beta-1-glycoprotein 1-like
Exons: 4
Coding region: 1-828 (275 amino acids)
Source: RefSeq, a predicted model, not a curated record
AUGGAACAUCAGAUCCAUCACCAGUGGGGACUUGGGAAGAGAUUGAUUAUCUGGAGCAGACUAAUAUUAUCUACUUACACUGUUUCAGGUCUGCUGUGCUCAGCUGGAGAAGAGGUUGUCAGACUGCAGGAGCUGGAGGGAAACACUGUAACCAUCCAUACUGGAUUAACUGGAGUUCAGAGUGAUGCUCACAUACUGUGGUUUUAUGGACCUGAGAAUGCAGAUAUAAAGAUAGUGAACAGUCAGAUCAUUAGAGGAGAGAUUAUUACAGACUAUUACAGUGAGAGACUAAGAGACAGACUGCAGCUGAACAGAACCAGUGGAUCUUUAACCAUCAGGAACAUCAGCAGAGAAGAUUCUGGAGUUUAUAAACUGCACAUCAUUACUGGAAGUAUCUCAGUCUGGAGUUUCAGUGUUGAUGUCUAUGCGCCAGUAUCAAAGCCAAUCAUAAGAAAUCAAAAGCGCUCCAUGAGUCUCAGAGAGUCGUGUUCUCCUCUGUGCUCUGUGGAGAACGGGAAGGAUGUGAGUUUGUCCUGGUAUGAAGAGAAAGAGAGAAUCUCCAGCAUCAGCAGCUCAGAUUCCAGUGAACGUCUUUAUCUUCCUCUGAAUAAAACCAACCCAGACUGUUCUACUUACACCUGUGUAGCUGCUAAUCCAGUCAGCACUCAGACAACCCAGCUCAACAUUACAGAACUCUGCUAUAACAGCACAGAAGGGAAACCAUGCAGCGAAGCCUUCAGACUGAGUGCGCAGGCUGCGGAUGGAUUCACCAGCGUUGCUGCCAAAUACUUCAACGAGGCCAAAAGCCCAGCAAAUGGUGAGGAGUAA